AUGUGGUUGACAACAAGCUUGAGUUAAAACUCCACUGGUGUUAACAUCCCUCUUUUCCGCCCUCUCUUUUCCGAUGCUGUCGCUAUAGAGCUGGCUGGAAGGUUCCGUGCCGUCGGCGAGCCUCUGGGCGUCCGUCCUGAGCCAUGGAGGCCGGUCCGGACACCUCCCUGUUCCUGGUGAAGAUCCUGGAGGAGCUGGACAGCAAGCACAGCAACGUGUCCUACCAGGACCUGUGCAAGUCGCUGUGCGCCCGCUUCGACCUGCCGCAGCUCGCCCGGCUGCGCAGCGUGCUCUUCUACACGGCCUGCCUGGACCCCGGCUUCCCCGCCACCUUGUUCAAGGACAAGAUGAAGUGCCCGGGGAACAACCAGCAGUCCAAGAAGAUCAUGGUGGCGGCCGACAUCGUCACCAUCUUCAACCUCAUCCAGAUGACCGGGGGCGCGGCCAGGGAGAGGCUGCCCCCCGCGGUGGCCAGCCCCCAGCCCUGUGAGAUGCAGAGGACCUACUUCCCCAUGACCCUGGACAGCGAGCCCGUCUCCGAUCAGGACUCGCUGCCCGGGCCCCCCGACAUCAAGGGGACCUUCGUCGCCAACGUCGACGACGACGGGCCCUUUGGGGUCCAGUCCUGCGUCCAGAAAAGGAGUAUCUUCAAGGAGGAUUUUCACAACCUGAUGCCCGUGUCCCCCGGGUUGGUCGGCCCUGCGAACAAGGCCGAGGGGGAGCACGGGGACCCCCAGAGCCGGAAGGAGCUCCCCAAGGCCCCCUUCUUCAAUCACAGCUUCGAAAUGCCCUACCACGGCCGGUACCUGAACGCCGUGUACUCCCCGGUCCCCGACAAGAGGCGGGCCAAGCACGAGAGCCUCGACGACCUGCAGGCGUCCACGUAUUUCGGGCCCACUCCCGUGAUGGGGACCCAGGAGGCCAGGCGCUGCCCGGGGGGGAGGCCGGGCAAGCAGACGCCCUGGCCGGCCAAGAGCUGGAGCCUGAACACGGAAGAGGUCCCCGACUUCGAACGGCCGGAGCCCAAGACCCGCCGGGAUCUGCCGGGCAAGUACGGGGACAGGCCCGCCGCGCGGCAGUCAGACGACGACUCGGAGGUCGUCAGCGACGACAUCAGCGACAUCUUCCGCUUCCUGGAUGACAUGAGUGCCAGCGGCUCCACGGGGGUGAUCCCCUCCUCCUGCUACAACAGCACGGGGUCCCUGUCCCAGCUGCCCAAGUCAGAUGGUGACAGCUCCGGGCUCGCUGGCAGCCAAGGAGAAAAGGGCAAGCGGCCUGAGCCCGGCCACCGCUCCGAAGAGGAGCUGAAGACCAGCGUCUGCAGGCUGGUGCUCAGGGUCGGCGAGAUCGAGCGCAAGCUGGAGUCGCUGUCGGGGGUCCGCGAGGAGAUCUGCCAGGUGCUGGGCAAACUGAAUAAGCUGGGUCAGAAGAUGCAGCCGCCCGAGACGGCCAGGGUGCAGGUGGACCUGAACUCCCUGACCAGCGGGGCCCUCCGUGUCAAGGCCUUGAAGAAGAGCCUGUUCGCCAGGCCGUCCUCCCGGUCGCUGACGGAGGAGAACAGCGCCACGGAGUCCAAAAUCGCCAGCAUCUCCAACUCGCCCAGGGACUGGCGCACCAUCACCUACGCCAACCGCCUGGGCCUGGACGAGGAGGAGGAGGAGGUCAGAGACCGAGGCCCCGGGGAGAGCAAGGACUGGCGUCGGAAACACAAAGAGGCGGACAGGCAGUACGACGUCCCCCCGCAGCACCGCCGGCCCAAGCAGCCCCGGGACUUCCUCGUGGAGCAGGUGUUCAGCCCGCACCCCUACCCCACCUCGCUCAAGGCCCACCUGAAGAGCAACCCUCUGUACACGGACAUGCGGCUGACCGAGCUGGCCGAGGUGCGGCGGGGCCAGCCCUCCUGGGCCGUCGAGGAGUACAUGGACGCGGCCGGAACUGAACGUGCGAGCAGCUGCUGGGGCCGCCGGGACCGGAUGUUCGGCUGGUGGGGGCCGUGGGCCCGGAUGAAUGUGUCUGACGACCUGCUGAGAAACCACGGCUCCGGCGUGGAAACGGCGGCGUCCUGUGAGCCCACAGCAGAGGCCCGAGUCUCGGGGACGUGGGGGGCGAGCGAGGCCAUGGUGUUGGAGAGCAGGGGUGGCCCGGUGGCAGGGGUGUGCAGCCGUGAGGCCUGGAGCUGCGGGACCAUCUGGGCGCUGCUGCGCGGGGACCAGCCCCGCACGGAGGACAGCAGAGCAGCCAGACGGCGGAACGACGAGAGGAAGCCCGCGCCGUCCUCGCCGGCCAGCCAGUCGCUGUCUGGACUCCAGGGCGUGUAA
Molecule: messenger RNA, 2318 nt
Organism: Myotis brandtii (Brandt's bat)
Lineage: Eukaryota; Metazoa; Chordata; Mammalia; Chiroptera; Vespertilionidae
Gene: MINAR1
Product: KIAA1024 ortholog
Exons: 8
Coding region: 144-2318 (724 amino acids)
Biological process (GO): negative regulation of cell population proliferation; negative regulation of TOR signaling
Cellular component (GO): plasma membrane
Source: RefSeq, a predicted model, not a curated record